AUGAAUACAACGCCACAGCAAAUUCUCAACAUUGAGGAUGCCCUGGUGUCGGAGGCCAACCCUGCACGUCUCAACGGUCCCCUCGAUUAUGAGCGCUGUGCGAGGCUACACAACUAUUUGGUUGCGUAUGGAUGGAUGGCCCGCCACGGACAAGAGACGCCCAAUCUCGAUGUGUUAGCUAGUCAACCCUUCAUUUUCGCAGACGAAGAUACACAGGCUGUUCGCGAACGACUCCACCCCUCAGUGAAUUCCUUCCUGGAUUCGAUAUUCUCGCCUGAGCCAGACUUCUUUUACUGGAUAAAUGAUAUCUCAAUGCAGUUGGUCGACAAUAUUUUUCUGGGUGAGGACAACGACUUAGACGAUCUGGAACGAUUCGUUAUUAUUUAUGGCACUGUGCUUGAGUUAGGCUCGCAUUGUGUCGGGGUCGUCUAUGACCAGCAGCUGCACCGUGCUGCUUUCCCAAUGACCCUCGAAAAUCUGGAUAGUGUGGAGCCGAUCGGCGAGCAUGAGGAUAUGUGGUUCCCACUAGAAACGAUCCUUACCCACUGGAUUUAUAUGCUUCGGAUCGGUAAAAUCACGACCGAUUCACCAGAGGGCGAAGCGCCCAAAGAACUGGCAAAUUCCCGGUCGCAAAUCGGGCUUUGGUCUUGGCUUCCAUAUUGUCCUAGUCAGGUUGACAGUACUGUGGCUGCUAUAGAUCGGUACUCGGCGGCUAUCGAAGCCAGAAUGCCCUCUGGAUCGCUUUUGCCUGUCUCCAGAGAUGCACCACUUUUCACAGACGUAGAGCUUGAUGCGGCGUCUAUACCGGAGGAGUGCUUCAUUCGUUCGGUUCUGACGAGAAUGAGAACUCCCCGUUUUAGAGCCAUUGCGCCCGGCUUGGAGGUUCCGCACGAUACCAUGGCUUUCACGGCUCGGCAGAGGUUUACGGGGGUACCUCGCGAACAGGAGGAAUGGGGCAACAAUAUCCCGCCCGUCCUAAUCUUCGCAGCUGCAGAUAGCAGCCGCACAGUCGGUUUCGGGGAGGAGAUUCGAUGGCUUUUCUUUGCUCCCGGAGAUGAGAUACCAUUCAACGAGAAUGAUCUUAUUCCAACGGGGCUAUAUACACCCUUCACCGCCGCAGAAGCAGCCAUAGCCAACAAACGGGCAUUCGAAGUCCUCCGCAUCCUUAGACGAGCCGACAACAAUUGUCCGAGCGGCUACAACCCCUGCACCGAUCUGGGUAACGGCGACGCAUGCUGUAAGCAGGGAACGAACUGCUCCCGCGAUGCCGCCAACAACAUCGCCUGCUGCGCGAGCGGUGCAAGCUGCACCGGCAGUCUAACAGGAACAACGACGACAGGCACAGGCACCGCGUUCAUGUUCCCCAGCGGUGCAACCGCAACCACCACUACCGAGGGCGAGACGUCCGCAACCGGCUCAACGCUAGACGCCGCGUAUCCAUUUGUCGUCGUCCCGACUUCUUUUGGAAAUGCUGAGAGUUGCUCAUCUUACUACUCUGUGUGUCAGUCGGAGUACACACAAUGCACUGGCGCGCUGAUGGGUCGCUACGGCGUUACUAUUGACGGCGCUGGGGGAGGUGUGACGGUUGAGGCUGUCACGGCUUCGUCGCAGGCGACUUCUAUUUGCUCGAGCUUGAGUUUGGAGGCUUGCCAUGGUAUCAAUUUGGGGUAUUGUAGCAGCGUUGCCACGCAGACUGCUAGUGCGGAGGCGAAUGGGAAUGAUGCCUCUCCUGUGCGGAUGUCGAGUCUCCAUGAUCUGGUCUUUGGGCUGGCGGUUGGGGUUGCGGGGAUGUUUAUAUGA
Molecule: messenger RNA, 1800 nt
Organism: Penicillium roqueforti
Lineage: Eukaryota; Fungi; Ascomycota; Eurotiomycetes; Eurotiales; Aspergillaceae
Exons: 2
Coding region: 1-1800 (599 amino acids)
Source: RefSeq, a predicted model, not a curated record